CACAAAUACCAGGUCGUCGCCGUCAAUAUGGCGGUCCAGUCCCUCCCUCUGACCGUCUCCACCCGCGGCCUGAAACAGAUCCUCAGUGACCUCACGUCGCUCUACGUCGCGCACCGAACCAAAAUCUCUCGGUCGAUCUAUGCUGCUCUUCUGCUCGCUGUGAUACAACGUAUUCGUGGAGCGAUCAAAGAGCAGAAGGCGGCUGCAGCAAGAGCAGCUGACCAUCGUCGCAAAGGCCUUGGGGGCGACGACUCGGGCAAGAAGAAGAAGAAAGUCGAGCUGGACAGAGAGUUCUUUCGCAGUCUCGGAAGACUCCUACGCAUAUGCAUACCAUCAUGGCGCAGUAAAGAAGCACGAUUACUUGCGAGUCACUCGAUUUUCUUGGUUCUGCGGACCUUGAUCUCGCUAUAUGUCUCCUACCUCGAUGGACGCCUCGUUAGCGAUCUGGUCCGAGGCCGCGGAAAGGCCUUUCUCAAGGGCCUGGUAUGGUGGAUGCUGGUUGCAGUCCCAGCGACAUUCACGAAUAGCAUGCUGGCCUACCACCAAACCACUCUAUCUCUAUCCUAUCGCGCGCGCCUGACGAACUACAUCCAUAAUCUCUACCUGGGGAACAUGACCUUCUAUACCCUGUCUGCUCUUGACGACCGGAUCAAGAACGCAGAUCAACUCAUCACUGUGGAUGUCACCAAGUUCUCCAAUAGUCUGGCAGAGCUAUACUCGAGCCUCUCUAAACCCACCCUUGAUCUUGUCAUCUACAAUUGGUCACUGUCUCGGAGUGUGGGCGGCGAGGGACUCUUUGCCAUGUCACUGAUGGUGCAGCUGAGCGCGAGUCUGAUGAGGGCGCUGACGCCGCCAUUUGGACGAUACGUUGCGGAAGAGGCAAAACUGGAGGGAGAGUUUAGAGCACAGCACUCUCGUCUCAUCGAUUACAGCGAAGAAAUUGCCCUCUACGACGGACACGACGCCGAGAAGGAUACUGUAGACAAAGGAUACUUCACGCUUAUUAGGCACGUGAACAGGAUCCUCCGACGGAGACUGUACCAUGGCAUCAUGGAAGAGUUCGUCGUCAAGUACUUUUGGGGAGCUCUGGGCCUUCUAUUGUGCAGUGUGCCAGUCUUUUUCAAGCUACCAGGAGCAUUACCAGGAAGUCACGGUACAGGCGACAAAACAGAAGCCUUCAUCACCAAUCGACGUCUGCUUCUGCAAUCGAGCGAUGCCUUUGGGAGACUGAUGUUCUCGUACAAAGAGAUUAGCGAGCUUGCAGGAUAUACAAGUCGAGUAAGCAUGCUUUUGGAUGUCAUUGCAGACAUUCAGCGAGGUCAUUUUGAGAAGGCUUUGGUCUCAUCAGCCUCGACGGAAGCAAAUGCUGCCAUCCUAGCUGGGAGAGGUGAACUCGAAGAGGGUGACGAUAUCAAAUUCCAGGAUGUCCCGAUCGUGUCGCCAAACGGCGAUAUCCUCGUUCGAGCCCUAUCAUUUCACAUUCAGCAAGGUGACCACAUGCUGAUCGUUGGUCCCAACGGAUGCGGCAAAUCAAGCUUGUUUCGCAUACUGGGAGGGCUGUGGCCUGUAUAUGGUGGCAGAGUCAGGAAACCAACAAAUGAAGACAUUUUUUACGUGCCGCAACGCCCAUACCUGAGCAAAGGUACUUUACGCCAGCAGAUCCUAUACCCCGACAACCUCCUCGACAUGCGCGCCAAAGGCGUCACUGACCAAGACUUAAUUCACAUUAUGAAGAAGCUUGGUCUGGAAUCCCUGCUGAGCAAUUCUGGUGCGCAGUACGCGGUCAAUGCAGGCGAAGGCAACAGCCCCAUUGAGACCAGAGGGCGACCACACGUGGACGCUGCCGGUCUGAACGUGGAGCAGGAAUGGCCAGAGGCACUGAGCACUGGCUUCCAACAGCGCAUUGCUGCCGCCCGACUAUUCUAUCACCGACCCAAGUACGCUAUCCUGGAUGAAUGUACAUCCUCGCUGACGCCGGAACUGGAGAAGAUCAUGUACGAUGAGGCAAAAGCGCUCGGGAUUACCUUGAUGACCGUGUCGCAUCGCAGGUCGCUGUGGCGGUACCACGGCUGGAUUCUACAGUUUGAUGGCCAGGGUGGACACGUCUUCACUCGGCUGGAUGCUGAGAAGAGACUCGAGCUGGAGGACGAGAAAGAGGAGCUCGACUUGCAGCUGCGGGCUGUACCAGAGUGGGAGAAGCGCAUUGCUGAACUGGAGGCUGGUGCAGUAUGAAAGUGUGGCCAUGAUCCAAGACAUGGAACCCCAAGUCUUCUCGUGGCUUGUUGAUGAUAGCCUCGCAAUUCGUUGGACACCCUCGUGGUUGUUAAUUGCCAACGAAGCACAUAGACCGUAGAGAGUGCGUAUAGACUACGCUCGGCAAAUGUCUACUACUCAAGGUGCGAGACCU
Molecule: messenger RNA, 2407 nt
Organism: Sphaerulina musiva SO2202
Lineage: Eukaryota; Fungi; Ascomycota; Dothideomycetes; Mycosphaerellales; Mycosphaerellaceae
Product: ABC_membrane_2-domain-containing protein
Exons: 1
Coding region: 28-2232 (734 amino acids)
Biological process (GO): very long-chain fatty acid catabolic process; fatty acid beta-oxidation; long-chain fatty acid import into peroxisome
Cellular component (GO): peroxisomal membrane
Molecular function (GO): long-chain fatty acid transmembrane transporter activity; ATP binding; ABC-type transporter activity
Source: RefSeq, a predicted model, not a curated record